This is a messenger RNA of Ailuropoda melanoleuca (giant panda), 2065 nucleotides long. RefSeq names its product EF-hand domain family member D2 (gene EFHD2). The record is from RefSeq and is a predicted model, not a curated record. Bases 70 to 450 code for a protein of 126 amino acids. Gene Ontology annotation, molecular function: calcium ion binding. NCBI's taxonomy places the organism in Eukaryota, Metazoa, Chordata, Mammalia, Carnivora, Ursidae. The transcript has 3 exons.
UCGGGAUGUCCUCAGCCUCCGCUUGGCUCCCACAGGUACGACGCUGGCCGGGACGGCUUCAUCGACCUGAUGGAGCUGAAGCUGAUGAUGGAGAAGCUCGGAGCCCCGCAGACCCACCUGGGCCUGAAGAACAUGAUCAAGGAGGUAGAUGAAGAUUUUGACAGCAAGCUCAGCUUCCGGGAGUUCCUCCUGAUUUUCCGCAAGGCAGCGGCUGGGGAGCUGCAGGAGGACAGCGGGCUGCACGUGCUCGCCCGCCUCUCCGAGAUCGAUGUCUCCACUGAGGGCGUCAAGGGGGCCAAAAGCUUCUUCGAGGCCAAGGUCCAGGCCAUCAACGUGUCCAGCCGCUUCGAGGAGGAGAUCAAGGCGGAGCAGGAGGAGAGGAAGAAGCAGGCGGAGGAGAUGAAGCAGCGGAAGGCGGCCUUCAAGGAGCUGCAGUCCACCUUCAAGUAGCAAGGGGCUGCGGCCUGACUGCGCGGCCCCGGCCCUGGCGCCCGGUCCAGCCAGCAGCGGGGGCGGACUGGAGGCCAAGCCUGAGUCCCGGGCUCUGUCUAAAGGGACCACACUGAAAACCUACAAAGUCUGUGAACGGAGCCAGCUGAGGGGGGCCCCAGGUGGCCCGGCGCCCCCUGCUCCCUUCCCCUGUUCCCGAGGCCGGGCCACCAGUGCUGGCUCCUUGCCUGGCCCAGCCCUCUCCUGCGAUUCCUGCGUGUCUCUCGCCCCCGGCCGCCCUCUGCCCGCUCCAGCUCCAGCGCUGCAGUGCUCUGAGCCCAGCCCCUGGCCCUGGGGCGCUCCCUGCCCCGGGUGCCUGCCCUCGCACGCUCUCCUCCUCCCUGCCCAGCCCAGCGGCCACCUGCCCUGAACCUGCAGGCCGCGCUGCCCCUGGAGCCCUCCGAGCCGCUUCCAAGCCUGGGGGAGGACAGGCGGCAAGAAUGUGGGGGGCUCUGGCUCCAGUAGAGCAGGACCGAGGGGCUAAUCAGAGGCACUAGGGCUCCCCACCCCCGACGACUGUUCCUACAGCCCUGCCUCCUCUUUCUGCUGGUGGGGGGGGGGGGGGCUUCUGUUCUGGCAGAGGGACCCAGGCCCCUGCACCCCAUGUUCCCACGGAGGCCCCAGCGCUCUGGGACCCAGCCAGGCAGGGUGAGGGGGCAGCUGUGCCGAUCUACCUCACGGGCCCACACUCUGCCGGCCGUGCCAUGGAUCAUGGGCAGGGAAGGCUCUGGGGGAAGAAGCGCCACUCCCUAGUCUCCCUGGAACCACGUGAGGGUCCCAGGGGCUCUGGAGAGAGCAGGGUGGGGAGGAGGGAUUGGCCCCUUCACGGGGAAGGAAACCAGCACCCGGCUUCAUUCUCCAGGGCACGUCCAAGAAGUGCUUUAAGUGGUUUGCACGGACCAGGCGGUGGGGAGCAGGGCCUUGCUUGGCCCCUUCAUGCCAUCCUUCCCCAAGUGAUGGGCACCGCCUUGUCACCAGCGACGGGACCUGUCCCGUCAACAGCCCCCCCCCGCGAGGAAGCAUGGGGACCCCAGCCCUCCCUGUGCCCAACCCCAGACAGGCGACGGCCAAGCCUGUGCCACCAGCCCAGUCCCAUGCGGCUUCCAGUGUGCUCACUUCCGUGCGUGCGUGUCCGUGUGUGCGCGUCUGUGUCCGUUGCCGUGUCGUGAAACUAUGCCUGUCACCCAGUCCAAACAAGUGAAUGGCCAUCAAGGCCACGGUUAUGCAACUUUCGGUGUGUGUCAUGACGUCACUGCUUUUUAAACUUGAUAACUCUUUAUUUUAGUAAAAUGCCCCAAGAGUCCACAAAACUCCUGUUGGAUUUGCAGAGGUUUUAUUUUUUUGGCCUUAGAAUCUGCAGAAAUUAGGAGGUACUGACCCCAGUGCAGCAGCCUUGGCCCUGGAUUGCGUUUGCCUUAGCGGAUGUGUUUAUACAGAUGAAUAUAAAAAGUUCUUUUUCUUUGGCUUACUGCUUUUUUUCCCCUCCCUUCUCACCUUCCCCGAAAGAAAGCUACUUCUUCAUUUGGUGGUACAAUUAUUUUUUUUAACUAAAAUAAGAUAAAAGUCUAUAUUCUUA